Camelina sativa (false flax) is the source of this 527-nucleotide messenger RNA. RefSeq lists its product as uncharacterized. NCBI's taxonomy places the organism in Eukaryota, Viridiplantae, Streptophyta, Magnoliopsida, Brassicales, Brassicaceae. The record is from RefSeq and is a predicted model, not a curated record.
CAGAGAAAUUUCCGGUCGGCGUCUAAAAACAUUCUCCUUUGGGUACGACUAACUCCGGACGAGAGCGAAAGAUCGAGAGAAAGAAGAAGAUGAACGUUGUUCAAGGUUUGAAGAGGAUCCCUCGCAUCAAAUUCCCACAGCGACAUCUCAACCCUUCAGUUUCGGAGGGAAAGACUCAGGUGGUGGCAAAUGAAGCAGAUACAUCAUUAUUCUUCUCCAGUUUGAACGUUCCUAAGACUAUAGGCGGGAAGGCAUCAUCCCAGCCUAAGCGUACUCCAGUUUCAAACGAAGAGAUGGAAGCCAUUUUGUUGGGAGGCUGCCUCUGAUCAUUCAACAUGAUCUAUUGAUUAGAAAUGGUGGACCUCCUCUCAUCUUUACCAUUUACAGAGAAUAUACUCUAUAGUCAAGUAACUGAUAUGGUUGGUUGAAUGUUUACAACAACCAAUCACACAAUAAAACAACUUUGUUGCAGUUUUAACUUCUUUACUGAAUCCUCAUUGAUAUUGAGUGCAUUCUAAUUCCUGCUA